Molecule: messenger RNA, 4269 nt
Organism: Brugia pahangi
Lineage: Eukaryota; Metazoa; Nematoda; Chromadorea; Rhabditida; Onchocercidae
Source: the annotation of a GenBank genome assembly
AUGCUGCUGCUUCGUGGUGUAGCAAUUUUGCACUUGACCCUUACCAUCAAGGCUGCCACCAGUUCAUGUCCACAUCUGUGCUCAUGUUCUCAGGAUACAGUCAUUUGUACCGGACAAGAUCUUCUCAGGAUACCAUCUAGAAUACCACCUGAUACUGUACGAUUAGACCUUCAAGAGAACAAAAUAUCGGAGAUACGAAAGAAUGACCUUAAAGCUCUACGUCGACUCAAAAUUUUACAAUUGAUGGAUAAUCAGAUUCACAUGAUCGAAAGUGGCGCCUUCGAUAAUUUAAUAGCACUAGAGAGGCUGCGAUUAAAUAGAAAUCGUUUGCGAACAUUGCCAGACAAAAUCUUCAUCAAUAAUGUCAAUUUACAUCGUCUAGAUCUAAGUGGAAAUUUGUUAACUGUGUUGACUGAUGCGCAAUUACAAGGACCGAAAUCGGUGCGCAAUUUGCAAUUUGAUCGAAAUUUUCUAACAUGCUUAGACAGCCAUGUGAUAGCAACAUGGACAGAAAUGGAAAUUUUAACACUAAGUGGCAACAAUUUGAGUACAAUGGGACAGCUUGGACCAAUGCCCAAUCUCCGCAUCUUGAGAUUGGCGGAAAACCCAUGGCUUUGUGACUGUCGUUUGCGAUGGAUGAAAAAAAUCAUUUCUAAUUCACAUUUACUAGCUCGAAACACACUAUGCCAUCGUCCAGCACAUUUGAAUUCUCGCAUGCUGGAAAAUAUCAAUGAAACGUUGAUGAAAUGCUCUGGGAUUGAAAAACGUGCAGCCACUUCAUGUCGUGAUGCUUCAGUUUGUCCCUCAGUUUGCACCUGCACCGAAACAACGAUCGACUGUCGAGAUCGUGGUCUAACACAUAUCCCUGCCAAUCUGCCCUCAACAACCACUGAACUAAGGCUUGAACAAAAUCAAAUAACCUAUGUACCUCCUCGAGCAUUUCAUAACCUUCAUCAACUCAAACGACUUGAUCUCAGUAAAAAUAAUAUCGGGAACAUCGGUUCGCGAGCAUUUGAUGGAUUGAAGUCAUUAAACUCACUUGUCUUGUAUGGAAAUAAUAUAAGUAAUUUACCGUCGGAAGCGUUCCAUGGACUUUCUAACCUUCAGUUAUUGCUUUUGAAUGCCAACAAGCUUCAAUGUCUUCGAAGGGAUACUUUUUCAAACCUAACGAACUUAAAUUUGCUAUCAUUAUAUGACAAUCAAAUUCAUUCCAUUGCUAAUGGAACCUUUGAUGGAUUGAUUAACUUAACGACACUUCAUUUAGCCCGUAAUCCAAUUAUUUGUGAUUGCAAUCUUGAAUGGCUUGCUCAUUUAUUAGCUAAGAAAGCUAUAGAGACUAGUAGUGCACGUUGUGAUUCACCAAAACGAGUAGCUCACCGACGUAUAUCCACAUUACAUCAUUCGAAGUUUCGAUGCAAAGGGUCUGAAGCGUAUGUAACAGCUAACGCAGGUCGCUGCAUUAUUGACCAUCCAUGUCCGGUUGGCUGCCUAUGUUUAAAUACGUUUGUUGAUUGCAGUAAUCAAGGUUGGACUGAUUUUCCACGCAAAAUACCUCGCUAUACCACCGAAUUACGUAUGUCAAACAAUAAGAUAGUUGCCAUUCGUCUUUCAACGAAUCUUCACUUCGAAAAUCUAACCACAUUGCUACUGGAUGGUAACGAAAUCGAAUUCAUCGACAGUGAUUCGUUAUCUGCAUUGGGUAAAAUACAAGAGCUCGAUUUAAGCCGUAACAAAUUGCAACAUUUUUCACCUAGAAUAUUUGGAAGUGGAAAUUUGCAAAUUACUAAACUAAAUUUAAGUCACAAUCAGAUCAAAUGCUUCUCAGUUGAUUCGUUCGCGCAGCUAGCAGCAUUAAAAUCUGUAUCGCUAGAUGGGAACGACUUCAUCUGUAACUGUCACAUUGUUGAUUUUGUUUAUGAUCUACGAAUGAAUGGGUCACACUUACUGAAUUCUGCUGUUUGUCAUGAACCGCUUCAAUUACGGGGUCGCACGAUGGCAUCUCUCACAAGGGACGAAUUGUUCUGCACUGAGGUUACGGAAAAUACUUGUGCGGAAGAUGAUAAUUACUGCCCGGCUGAUUGCAAAUGUCAUGAAACAGUAGUACGCUGUUCGAACAAGAAUCUUAAGAAAUUUCCGGCUGGCAUACCCGCUAAAACUACUGAAUUAUUACUGGACUCAAACGAUAUUGUCUACAUUCCUCCUGAACUGAAUAAAUUGAAGCAUCUUGUGAAAUUAGAUCUAAGCCAUAAUCGGAUUGUUUCAAUUGAAAACGAAGCAUUUGCAAAUUUGACCAAACUGUCAACUUUGAUACUUAGUUAUAACAAACUUGAAUGUCUGGGAGAAGAGGCAUUCACACAUUUAACAAGUUUACGUAUUCUCUCAUUGCACGGAAAUGAUAUUUCAAUUUUGCCAGAGUCAGCUUUUGCUAAUCUGCAUAACAUUACACAUAUAGCUCUUGGAAGUAAUUCUUUGUAUUGCGAUUGUCGUAUUGCGUGGUUCAGUCGAUGGAUAAAAAGGCGUUUUAUUGAAGCUGGGAUUGCUCGUUGUGAACUUCCCUUGAACCUUCGAAAUCAGUUACUGUUAUCAGCCAAUGAAUUACAGUUCAAAUGCACCGAAAAGGUUCCAAGAAAUGUGUUGAUUAAAUGUGAUGCCUGUAUUGAUAGUCCAUGCAAAAAUGGCGGCACAUGUCAAAGGAUGAAAGGAAGGACAUUUGCUUGUAAAUGCGCAGCCAGAUAUCACGGAAAAUACUGCCAAAAUAAAAUCGAUGCAUGUUAUGGUGAGCCGUGUUUAAACAAUGCCACCUGCAAGAUACUUCAAGAUGGACGUUUUAAAUGUCACUGUGUAAAAGGUUUCGAAGGUGACCAUUGCGAGACUAAUAUCGAUGAUUGCACAUUUAAUAAAUGUCAGAAUGGAGCAACUUGUAUUGAUUUAAUAAAUUCUUAUGAAUGUAAAUGCCCAGCAACGCAUAUAGGACGUUUUUGUGAGGUAAAAAUGGAAUUUUGUUCGAAUAAAAUGAAUCCAUGCGAAAACAAAGGAGUAUGUGUACGACAAGCUCUUUCUUACAGAUGUAAUUGCCUACCUGGUUUCACUGGCACCAACUGUACGAUAAACAUCGAUGACUGUGAGCAUAAUUUAUGCAAAAAUGGUGCAGUUUGCGUUGAUGGUAUACAGUCGUACAAAUGUGAGUGUAUUAGCGGAUAUACAGGAAGGUUUUGCGAAUUAUCACCAAUGUCAACUAAUUAUUAUCCGAAUACAUCCCCAUGUCAUGCGCAUUCAUGUGAACAUGGUGUAUGCCAUGAAUUAGGAAGCGAUGUGUUUUGUAAAUGCUCUGAAGGAUAUACUGGUAAGCGGUGUGAACAACUGAGAGCUGUAGGAUAUGUCCACGAUGAUUCAUUCAUCGCCUUGGAACCCUUUAGUGCUUCACCGGAUGGGAAUCUAACCUUCACUUUGAUUACUACUGCUAGCAUCGGAGUCGUCAUGUAUUAUGGCGAUAAUGCACACUUAUCGAUCGAAUUAUACAAUGGUCGUUUGAAAAUUUCAUUCUGUGUGGGCAAUUUCCCCGCAUCUCACAUGUACAGCUAUGUUACUGUACAUGAUGGACGUCCACAUCGGAUAGAAAUUUACAUCAAAGGAAUAACACUAACAUUGAAAAUCGAUAAUCACGAGCCACAAACUAUUGUCAACAGUGGUCCAGAAGAAGCAUUCAUAUUAAUAAGCAAGAACUUCUUAUAUGUUGGUGGUAUCCCAACUUCUGUUGCCAUUAAAGCAAUCACUGCUUUUCAUUUGAAGCAACCUCAUAGCUUUAAAGGAUGCAUUUCCGACUUUUAUGUUAAUGGUGUAGUAGUUGAUUUCGAUAAAGCGGAACAAAAGGAAAGGGUUUUAAAUGGAUGUUUCAAAAGUGUCGAUCUCUGUAAUGGUGUUCAGUGCUACAGUGGUACAUGCACUACGAAUUCCUCAUUAUCCAAUGGUUACAUCUGUCAUUGCCCUCCUGGUUAUAGUGGUACGCAUUGUCAGCGACGUGAAAUUUUCUGUGCCAAAGAGAAAUUUCAUCAUCAUCACGUGGAAGGUAACUGCCGUUCGACAGAACAAAUUAAAAACAGUCGAUGUUAUGGGUGGUGUGGCAGUGACAGUAAACAGUGUUGUACAGUUGUGAAAAGUAAGAGGCGCAGAUUGAAAAUGCAUUGUAGAGAUGGUAGUACUACUUCGCAGAUCGUUCGCAUUGUACGAAAAUGUCAGUGCACUGUGGAAGCAGCUUGUCGUGCAACAUAG